This is a messenger RNA of Fraxinus pennsylvanica, 1374 nucleotides long. The record is from the annotation of a GenBank genome assembly. Lineage: Eukaryota; Viridiplantae; Streptophyta; Magnoliopsida; Lamiales; Oleaceae.
AUGGCAGGCGGCGGGGGAGGAGCGGUGAAGGAGGUGAAAUCGAAGGCCGAGCUUGAUCAAACCAUUGGGGAGGGCUCUCCGGUCAUUCUGCACUUCUGGGCGUCGUGGUGCGAGGCCUCCAAGCACAUGGACCAAGUUUUCUCUCAUCUCUCCUCUGAUUUCCCUCUAUCCCACUUCCACCGGGUUGAAGCUGAAGAACAACCAGAAAUUUCUGAGGCAUAUUCUGUCUCUGCCGUGCCUUAUUUCGUGUUCUUUAAGGAUGGCAAGGUAGUUGAUACACUGGAAGGUGCUGAUCCAUCUAGUUUGGCCAACAAAGUUGCCAAAGUUGCUGGGUCAAUCAGUCCUGGUGAACCCGCUGCUCCUGCUAGCCUCGGGAUGGCCGCAGGUCCUACUAUUCUUGAAACAGUUCAGGAGUUUGCUAAAGAAAAUGGUUCCCCUCGGGAAGGGGCCCUAUCACCUUCAGCUGUAGGUGACAGACUCAAAAAGAGACUUGAGCAGCUUGUUAAUUCUCAUGACAAUGAUGUUCGUGAAGGAUUGAAGAAAUUUUCCAACUGGCCAACGUUUCCUCAGCUAUACUGUAAGGGUGAACUGCUUGGUGGCUGUGACAUUGCAAUUGCUAUGCACGAAAGUGGUGAGCUAAGAGAUGUUUUCAAAGAUCACGGAAUUGAAAUAUCCGAUCCCAGUGAGAUAAAAGCCACCAAACCUGAUGGUGGACAGGGAGGCAUUACGGGUCCUUCAGGCUUGACUGCAGCUCUGACUUCUCGACUGCAAGGUCUGAUAAAUUCUAGUGAAGUCGUGCUGUUUAUGAAAGGAAAACCCGAUGAACCUCGAUGUGGUUUUAGCCGCAAGGUUGUUGACAUUCUUACAGAGGAGAAAGUCAAGUUUGGGAGUUUCGACAUUCUUAGUGAUGAUGAGGUUCGUCAAGGCCUUAAAGUUUAUUCAAACUGGUCGAGUUAUCCUCAGCUAUACAUAAAGGGUGAACUCAUUGGUGGAUCAGACAUCGUGUUGGAGAUGCAAAAGAGUGGAGAACUUAAGAAGGUUCUAUCCGAGAAAGGGAUCCAGUCUGGUGAAACCCUCGAAGAUCGCCUUAAACAUUUGGUAAAUUCAUCAGCCAUAAUGCUUUUCAUGAAGGGUACACCAGAUGCUCCGAGAUGUGGGUUCAGCUCCAAAGUAGUAAAUGCCCUGAAGGAGGAGGGACUCGAGUUCGGUUCUUUCGAUAUUCUAACCGACGAGGUGAUGAGGCAAGGAUUAAAGACGUACUCAAACUGGCCAACCUUUCCACAGCUAUAUUACAAAGGAGAGUUGGUAGGAGGUUGUGAUAUUGUGAUGGAACUGCACGACAAUGGUGAGCUCAAGGCUACCUUAUCCGAAUAG